GUUGAGCACCAUUCACCAGAGCCGCUUUCCAGUGCUUUUGAAUUGAUAGAUGGUUUGCACCUUGUCAUUUCUGUACGUUCUGACGGGAUGCUGCCAACUGCCAGACCCCAGACCUUAUGCUGUUUUAUGUGUUUUGUGACUGUAAAUGUAUACGUACUGCAAAGUUAUAUGUUGGAAAAGUAAAAGUCAGUAUACAUAUCUGUAUUUGUUUUGUGUGCAAAAGGAAAAGCUUACGAGUGGUGAUAACGGCGAUAACUGGUGAUAACACAUUUACAACCUACACAAAUACACGUUUUGUGACCGACAAAUUAAUCACUCUUUUCUGUAAAAUAGUCACCCCUUAGCAACUAUCCCUACUAUGUUUCUACUUUAUACAUUUGUAGAAUAACCUCCGAGUAAUUUAUAUUGUAAGUUAGUGGAAUUCAUGAAGUCAUACUAGGAAUAUAAUUUUAUUGUUGGAAGUGAAGAAGUGUGUCCAUCAUUAUGAAGUGUUCAGGGAUCCUGGUUUUUCCCAUUUUACUAUACCAUGUACAAUCCUUUUAUCUGCCAGGGCUGGCCCCGGUUAAUUACUGCAGAAGUGGAGAGGACACCAAUACAUGUAAAUCACAAGUUGACCUGUAUGUCAACAGACUAAAUACAGAAGAAUCAGUAAUCCCCUAUGAAUACAACCAUUUUGAUUUCUGCUUGCCAAGCGAAGAGCUGAAGUCUCCAGUAGAAAAUUUGGGUCAGGUCGUGUUUGGAGAGCGAAUCCGCCCAUCACCUUAUAAAAUUCGCUUCAUGGAAAACCAAACAUGUACAUUAUUGUGCAAGAAAACAUAUUCUAGUAAUGAUCCCCAGGAUAACUUGAAAUUGAGCAUUUUACGUAAAGGAAUUGGAUUGAAUUAUCAGCAUCAUUGGAUUGUUGAUAAUAUGCCAGUAACAACAUGCUAUGAUACUGAAGAAAAUGAACAGUUCUGCACAACAGGUUUCCCAAUGGGUUGUUACUCGAAGAAUGGCCGUCAGACUUGUGCCAAACCAGUAAGCAAGAUGGAUGCUUCCUAUAUACAUAAUCACGUAGAUCUAACCAUAACAUAUCAUUCAGGAGCUAAAGAAGAAUGGGGCUCCCAGUUCCAACAGAAUGGAGGCAGGAUUAUUUCUGUGAAGGUGAUACCCAGAAGUAUUGAUUAUAAAGGACAACCAUGCAUGCAGACUGGAGAUUACCUAAGUUUGCCGACAAAAAACUUGGAGAAAGGACAAACUUUUGAGAUUAUUUAUACAUACUCUGUCACCUUUAUUGAGAAUAAUAAGGUGAAAUGGUCCUCGAGAUGGGACUAUAUCUUGGAAUCUAUGCAACACACAAACAUCCAGUGGUUCAGUAUAUUAAACUCGGCUGUCAUCGUACUGUUUCUUUCUGGAAUGGUCGCCAUGAUCUUGCUAAGGACUUUGCAUAAGGAUAUCGCAAGAUAUAACCAAAUCGACAAUGGAGAAGACGCACAGGAGGAGUUCGGUUGGAAACUUGUACAUGGCGACGUGUUCCGUCCACCUCGUAAGGGCAUGCUCUUGUCUGUACUGCUCGGUUCCGGAGUGCAGGUAUUCUGCAUGACACUGGUUACAUUAGCCUUUGCUUGUCUGGGCUUUCUCAGUCCCGCUAACAGGGGUGCACUUAUGACCUGCGCGAUGGUAUUGUACGUCCUCUUAGGUUCUCCCGCGGGGUACGUUUCAGCUAGGAUCUACAAAAGCUUCGGCGGAGAAAAGUGGAAAUCAAACGUGUUAUUGACAUCCAUGCUGGCAACCGGGAUAGUUUUUGGACUCUUCUUCUUCAUGAACCUUAUCUUGUGGGCUAAAGGCAGCUCCGCGGCUAUUCCAUUCAGUACACUUCUGGGACUCCUGGCCCUAUGGUGGCUUGUGUCAGUACCUCUCACGUUUAUUGGGGCUUUCUUUGGAUUUAGAAAAAGGGCGAUAGAGCAUCCAGUGCGCACCAAUCAGAUCCCACGGCUGAUACCAGAACAAUCCAUUUACACUGAGGCGAUUCCAGGGAUCGUAAUGGGCGGAGUUCUACCCUUUGGAUGCAUCUUUAUUCAGCUGUACUUCAUCCUGAAAUCCAUUUGGUCGUCGCAAAUGUACUACAUGUUCGGCCUCCUGUUCUUAGUUUUCAUCAUUCUAGUAAUCACCUGUGCGGAAACAACUAUCUUGCUGUGCUAUUUUCAUCUUUGUGCAGAGGAUUACCAUUGGUGGUGGAGAUCAUACCUAACUUCAGGAUUCACAGCCAUCUAUUUAUUUUUGUAUUGCUGUCACUACUUUUUCACAAAAUUGCAAAUAGAGGACGUGGCGUCGACGUUCCUAUAUUUUGGUUAUACUCUUAUAAUGGUAUUUCUCUUCAACCUGAUGACCGGGACAAUUGGAUUUUUCGCAUGCUUCUGGUUCAUCAGGCAAAUAUAUAGUGUGGUUAAAGUAGACUGAAUUGAUAUAAUUGUGUCAGUGUGCUAUUCAAAUACAAAUAAAAUUGUUAUAUUUUUA
Molecule: messenger RNA, 2496 nt
Organism: Acanthoscelides obtectus
Lineage: Eukaryota; Metazoa; Arthropoda; Insecta; Coleoptera; Chrysomelidae
Source: the annotation of a GenBank genome assembly